UACCACAGCUCCAUCAAACCCUAACGAGCUUACCAGUCCUAUAUAAUAUAUAGUAAAAAGAACAAAAAUGGCUUUUACACACUGGUAUUCCAUGGUAGUUAUUUCUCUACUGGCCAUGUUAAUCAUGGACAAUAUCCAACCCAUCAUGAGUCAACCGGAACAAACCCAAGCACUGAUCGACAAGAUUUGCAGAUCCAAUGAAGACUUCGGUUUCUGCAUCAAAACAUUCAAUGACAACUUGAAAGACCCAGCAACAGACAUAGCAGGUCUAACGAGGAUAGCCAUCGACCAGUGUCUGAGCAAUUCGUCAAACACACUUGGUUUCAUCGGCCAACUUCUUUCGAACACGACCGACGAGCCAACGAAGAAUGCUCUCGUAGCCUGCCAAAAUGCCUACCAGGUGGUGCUGAAGUCUUACCAGGAUGCCUCUGUUGAAUUUGAUAGCAAAGAUUACGAGGAUAUGAGGAAGUCUGAAAGUGUGACCCCCAGAGCACAAGCAAGCUGCGAAACCAGUUUUAGUACACCACCUAAUCCGGUGGACUUGCUUGUUGAAAGGAACAGACAGAUGAGGAUUCUCAUUACGAUGGCUGUUGCUACUGGCAUUGAGCUUGGUUCUCCUUCACCUUGAUAUAUAUACAUGUAUAUUAUUUUAUUUAUACAGACGCUCAAUUAUAUUUUUGUUUGGUAAUAAAAGACGGUCAAUUAUAUGUUAUAUAUAUGUAUGUUCAUUUACAUUUUAAGAGAAAUAAAAAUUCAUCUUUUGUUGAAUUGGCUAAAAGAUUCUUACUUGGACAUUCGGUCAUGCAAAAGGUGCAUAUGGAUGUUUAGAAGAAGAAAUAGUAAAUAACUAGUUCAGAUUUAAUGUUGCACAUUUUUCUAUAUUUCUAUUCAUACUGCUCUAUAUUUAUGAUCUGAUUAACGUACCAAGC
Molecule: messenger RNA, 929 nt
Organism: Ziziphus jujuba (common jujube)
Lineage: Eukaryota; Viridiplantae; Streptophyta; Magnoliopsida; Rosales; Rhamnaceae
Product: putative invertase inhibitor
Exons: 1
Coding region: 68-628 (186 amino acids)
Biological process (GO): negative regulation of catalytic activity
Molecular function (GO): pectinesterase inhibitor activity
Source: RefSeq, a predicted model, not a curated record